GUUCUUCCACUCGCUGCAAAUCAGAUCAGAAGUUUUGCAUCAUCGUGCCAGAGAAAUGAUUUCUGAAUCUUCAACAACUUGGACAAACAAUGACAACAAAAAUGACCACAGCUGCAAGCCAGUCAAGCUUAGCUGUAACUCUGCUGUUCUUGAGAUCCAUAACCUGGUCAGAAGCUGCGAGGUGUUUGAGAGUGCGCAUGCUGAGCAGCUGAUAAAAUGGUGUUGCGUUUGCUGUUUUGUGGAACAGAGUUUUGUAUACAGGGCAUAGCAAGGAGUUUGGCAGAACGCACUGAACACCACGGUGUGCCUGCUGAGAAGGCCUGGCUGCCGUGGAAACAGGAAGAAAGCAACCCGAAGGAGGCAAGUCCUCUGGAAAGGGGCGGGCAUCUGAAUAACGGAGAGAGAGAGGGAGAGAGAGAGGGAGAGAAGGUGGAGUAUAGUAAGAAGAAGACACUGAAAGUGGCUGAGAGAGAGAAUUGAAAGCCAGAGGAGGGAGAGCUUGUGAGAUGGUGAGAAUGGUGUGUGUGUGUGAAAAGAGAGAUAAAGAGAGAGAGAGAGAGAGAGAGAGAGAGAGAGUUGUGGACAUGAAGAAGAACAGUGAGAAAGGAACACAGAGUCCAAUUCCACUUUAGAAAAGGCAGCCUUUCAUGGAACUGGUAGUCUCACCCAGUCCCAAACCAGUGGAAAAAAGCUGAGGAGCUACAUUUGAGAAGAUCUCCAGGGGAGCAUGGAGAACCCCCGAGUGAAGAGGAGGAUCAGGGGAGAACACACACUCUCAAACCUCCUGCAGGAGGAGCACCAGCAGGACAUCAAGCCUUCAACUUAUUACAGAGACCACCAUACAUGCCCGCAGGAGGAGCGCUAAAACACUGACGUGCUGACGUGGGUACAGCGUGUGGCUGAUGUUCCGGUCCGUGUGCCGGGCCGUGGGUUUGGGCCGUGGAGGUCGUGGGCUGCGGUGGCUCAGGGCGAGAGUGCGACGCAGGACUGCUGUGCUCUUCCUCCUGCUCUGGCUUGCCUCAUGGCUCUUUCUCAGUGGCCUGCUCUUUGUGCACACGACCAUGUUUUCCGACUUCUGCACCGAUGAUAAGAGCAGGAGGAUUCUCCAAAGACUGUGUGAAGAAUACAAGCAAGGUGUAUUAACAGGUGACCUGUGUGAAGAUCUUUGCGUGGGUGGCCAUGUGGAAUACAAGCAAUGUCUCUACUACGAGAAUGGAAAGAAGGUCAUGGUGGCCGGCUGGAGAGGUGUGCCAAUUGUCCUCAAGUCCAAGCUUGAAAAUUUCUCCUCAUAUGAGGCUUUGGCUCUGCUGGAGUACCAGGACACAGCAGGUGAUCUGGGGGCUGAGGAGGAGCUUUCACCGCUGGAUGUGGUGUUUUAUGCAACUUUGCAAAUUAAGAACCUGUUGGGCCUGGAGGCUGGGAGUAACCUGACGCUUCCAAGACUUUGGGGCCAGAAACUGAAGAAAAGGUCCCAGUCGUACUCGCGGGCUGAGCUGGCCUCACUCUGGGCUCUGCUUCAACAGGAGGAAUACGCCUUUCUCCGUGUCAUGCAGGACCUUACGGACCAUGUGGCAAAGGUGCUGGGCUCCUGUGGCCAUUUCUAUGCAGUGGAAUAUCUUGCUGCUGGCCACGCAUGGGACCAAAAUAUCUUCUCACUGGAAGAGUUCUCGGAAAGCCGAUUAAGUGGAGAAGGUCAGACACUAACCAAGGUAGACAUGGUGCCUCGAGUUGCCCUAAGCUUCUUGGACAUGGUGGAUCGUUUUGAGAAUGACUUUUCACAUCAUUUGCACCUUUGUGAUAUAAAACCGGAGAAUUUUGCAAUCAGGAAGGACUUGACGGUGGCAGCUAUUGAUGUGGACAUGGCCUUUUUCGAGCCCAAAAUGCAGGACAUUCUUGAGCAAAACUGCACCAAUGACAACGACUGCAAUUUCUUUGACUGCAUCUCUAAAUGUGACACAAAGAAAAACAAGUGUGGAUCAAAACGCAAAAACAGCAACCUCCAGGUGAUCUGUGAGAAGAUCUUUCGCUCGUGGUUCUCUCCCACGCUGCUGGGGGAUAAAGCUGGGCGCCCCCUUCAGGUGGAGCUCCAGCAGGCGGUGCAGGAUUGUGCGGAGACAGAGGGAGGAGAGGAGUCCGAGCGAGCCAGGAACAUAAGGUUGCACCUUCAGGGCCUUCUCACGCAGCUUGUCCAGGAGGACUCGGUAAAUCAGCAGAGCAGAAAACAAGCACAAGCAAAACGCCGCAUUCAUAGGGCACUCAAUUUUUGAGAGGUCACAUGACAGCUUUGCUUAGAAGUGAUGAAAUAUUCACAUUCGACUCAUCUGCAGUUUUUGUUUUUUGUGUAGUAGCUGGUUUACCCUUCAACUGUAGUCACACUGUGCAAUUAAGUUUCUGUUUUGUUCAUUAGAGAUUAAAAAUAUAUUGUUACAAAAUAUUGGAUGUACUGUAAAUAAAUUUUGUAUAGAAAAAAAAGUGUAAAUUUGAGAAGAUUUCAAUAAAGUAACUCACGCCAUCUUCUUGUGAGAAUUUGCAUCACA
Molecule: messenger RNA, 2537 nt
Organism: Silurus meridionalis
Lineage: Eukaryota; Metazoa; Chordata; Actinopteri; Siluriformes; Siluridae
Gene: dipk1c
Product: divergent protein kinase domain 1C
Exons: 4
Coding region: 903-2267 (454 amino acids)
Source: RefSeq, a predicted model, not a curated record